Molecule: messenger RNA, 207 nt
Organism: Verticillium alfalfae VaMs.102
Lineage: Eukaryota; Fungi; Ascomycota; Sordariomycetes; Glomerellales; Plectosphaerellaceae
Product: serine/threonine-protein kinase
Exons: 1
Coding region: 1-207 (68 amino acids)
Source: RefSeq, a predicted model, not a curated record
AUGGCGCCCAACAACCCCCACCUCAAAAGCCACAGACGACGAAACGGCGAGCUCGCUGCCGCCGACCCCGAGAAGGAGAAGUUCGCCCUGGAGGCCAAGUAUCCCGGACGUGAGGCCCGGCCCGGCAUGGAGCACUGCAAGCAGCUGUCUGAUGUUCUCUACAGCCGCUGGACGGACGGUCUGCGCCUGCGCUGGCCGGCUGUGUGA